Molecule: messenger RNA, 9439 nt
Organism: Salmo salar (Atlantic salmon)
Lineage: Eukaryota; Metazoa; Chordata; Actinopteri; Salmoniformes; Salmonidae
Product: rho GTPase-activating protein 35
Biological process (GO): regulation of cell size; regulation of axonogenesis; Rho protein signal transduction
Cellular component (GO): cytosol
Molecular function (GO): GTPase activator activity; GTP binding; GTPase activity
Source: RefSeq, a predicted model, not a curated record
CUCUCUCUCUCUAUUCUCCGAAUAGGACAGAGGAGGAGAGAGGCUGUAUUCCGGAGAAGGGCCGGGCCGCCAUUAUUGGGAAGCUGUAAAAAAUACACUUAGACACUGUCAUACAUUUGGACAGUCUGGGAAGUGAUACUCAUAGGAAACACAACAUAUAGGGUUGCUAUUGUUAAAUGAGUACUGCGCAUCACCUAACACGGCAUAUUCUGUGUACGCGUAUGGGCAGACGUGUAUAUUGGACACAACAAAGGAAAUAACAAUUGGUCAAAACAACGUGGUGAACCAAGAGGCAAACACAACGACUCAAGCCGUUCUAACGCCCUCUCUUUCCUAACGCGAACAUUCAGCGGACAAGAAACUGAAGUUCGACUGCAUUUUUCGAGAUAAUUUAGAUAAUUUAGUUGUGUGCAAAGGGAAGAGGAGGAACUCAACAUGCAGAUGGUACCGAAAACUUAAUACGCUACUUGUGAAAAUUGAGACUUGAUUUCAGGGGAAAGAAAUAUACCAAGUGUCAAAAAGGGAAAUAUUUAUGUGACUGUUAGAGGAGUAGAAUUUCCUCUCUUUAUUAAUUAUAUUCUCGAGACGUUGGGAGUGCUGUUUUAGCGACUUGCGACGGAGGACAUUGGAGAGAAAGGAGUGAACGAGAGAAGAGGGAGGAAUGCUAUGAGUCGGACCCAAGGCCAGUAAGAAUCUUUGCAUGGAAAGACCGUCCUGCAGCCUCCUCCCUAGAGCUUGUGGGCAUGGCAGGAUGAGUGUCUGCGUUCGAUGAUGAUGGCAAAAAAGCAAGAUGCAAAGGCGCCCACCUACAACCUGGUCGUGGUGGGCCUGUCUGGCACAGAGAAAGAGAAGGGGCAGUGUGGUGUGGGCAAGUCCUGCCUGUGCAACCGCUUCGUCCGUCCCAGCGCAGAUGACUUUUACCUGGACCAUACCUCCGUGCUAAGCACCAGCGACUUCGGAGGACGCGUGGUGAACAAUGACCACUUCCUGUUCUGGGGGGAAACGGGGCGGGUGCUGGAGGAGGGGCCGGAGUGCAGGAUGCAUGUGGUGGAACAGACAGAGUUCAUUGAUGACCAGACGUUCCAGCCGCACCGUUCCACAGCCCUCCAGCCUUACAUCAAGAGAGCAGCUUCCAACAAGCUGGCCUCUGCAGAAAAGCUGAUGUACUUCUGCACAGACCAGCUUGGGCUGGAGCAGGACUUUGAGCAGAAGCAGAUGCCCGAGGGGAAGCUGAUGGUGGAUGGCUUCCUCCUCUGUGUGGACGUCAGCAGGGGCAUGAACCGCAACUUUGACGAACAGAUGAAGUUCAUCACUAAUCUCUACAACCAGCUAGCCAAGAACAAGAAGCCAGUGGUUCUGGUGCUCACCAAGUGCGACGAGGGGGUGGAGCGCUACAUCAAGGACUCGCACACCUUCGCCCUGGCCAAGAAGAACCUCCAGGUGGUGGAGACGUCAGCACGCUCCAACGUCAACGUAGACCUGGCCUUCCUCACCCUGGUGCAGCUGAUAGACAAGGGCCGGGGCAAACCCAAGAUCAUCCCCUACUUUGAGGCCUUGAAGCAGCAGAGCCAGCAGAUCGCCUCGGCUAAAGACCACUACGAAUGGCAGGUCAGCCGCAUUGUGAAGAACCACAAUGAGACGUGGCCCAACAUAAACCGGCGCAUGCAGACCUCCCCAGAGUACAAGGAGUAUGUCUUCCUGGAGGGCACGGCCAAAGCCAAGAAGCUCUUCCAGCAGCAUGUCCACAGGCUCAAACAGGAGCACAUUGAGCGAAGGCGGAAGGUCUAUCUCAGCACCCUGCCUCAGGCACUGGUUUCCCUAGUCCCUGAGCUGGACGAGAUCGAUCACCUGAGCUGGUCCGGGGUCCAGAAGGUUCUGGAGACCAAGCGGGACUUCUCCCAUUGGUUCGUUGUGUUGGACGACACCCCCUGGGAGACCACGCCACACAUAGACAACAUGGAGGAUGAGAGGAUUCCAGAGGAUCUCCUGGAGACGCCUGUGGCCGAGACGAUUUACGAGAGCCACCUGGAGCACCUGAGAAACGAGCGCAAAAAGGCGGAGAUGAAGUGGGAGUUCAAGGAAAAGCUCAGUGCCUCUCCCUUUAUCACAGCAGGCAAGCCCUGGGAGGAGGCACGCAGCUUCAUCAUGAAUGAAGACUUCUAUCAGUGGCUCGAGGAACAAGAGUAUCUAGAUAUCUACAACAGGCACCAGAAGGAGAUCAUCGACCGAGCCAAGGAGGACUUCCAGGAGCUACUGCUGGAGUACUCAGAGCUCUUCUAUGAGCUGGAGGUAGACGCCAAGCCAAGUAAGGAGAAGAUGGGGGCCAUCCAGGAGGUGUUGGGGGAGGAGCAAAGGUUCAAGGCCCUGCAGAAGUUACAGGCAGAGAGGGACGCUUUGGUGCUCAAGCAUAUCCACUUUGUCUACCACCCCACAAAGGAGACCUGCCCAAAUAGCCCCCACUGUGUGGACUGUAAGAUCGAACAGGUUCUAGCCUCCAAGUUCCCCACUCGAUACUCCUUCUUUGAUAGCCAUAAACCGGGUGACGGGAACGCAGAUCGGAUUAAUCUGGUCAUUCUGGGUAAAGACGGCCUGGGGAGAGAACUGGCCAAUGAGAUCAGGGCUUUGUGCACUAAUGACGACCGGUAUGUGCUGGAUGGGAAAAUGUAUGAGUUGUCCCUUCGGCCCAUAGAGGGCAACGUUCGGCUGCCGGUCAAUUCCUUCCACACACCUACCUUCACCCCCCAUGGCGUCCUGUGUCUCUACAACUCUAAGGAGUCACUAUCCUACAUUGUGGAGAGCAUUGAAAAGCUCAGAGAGUCAACGCUAGGCCGAAGGGAAAACAGUCUAUUUCAGCUGCCCAUGAACCUUCUCCUAGUCACCAAACGGGGAGUAGGGUCCGUCAGGGACAUUGGGGGGGAGACGGCCCACACACUUAUCCUCCAGGGGCAGCAGGUGGCUGGGAAGCUACAGUGUGGUUACCUAGACCCCGCCUCCCCUGGGGUGGGCUAUGGACGCAAUGUGAGCGAAAAACAGAUCAACCAGGUGUUAAAAGGUCUGUUAGAAUGCCGUAGGCCCCCUGGGAGCAUAGGCAGCAGCUCCCCUCCUUUACCCCCUUCUUUCAGAGACUCUCACUCCCAGCCCAUCCCCGAGACAGACCUGCGGAUAGUCAUGUGCCUGAUGUGUGGGGACGAUUAUGACGUGGAGCAGCUCCUUUCGCCUCUCCUGCUGCCCCAGCACUGUCGGCCGGCCUCCAGCCUGAGCAGUGGAACGUCCGUGCUCCUAGAGCUCACAGUGGGGGCUCAGAGGCACACCAUCGACCUCUCCCUGCUCUCCUUCCACUCCUCAUUUGCCCUACGGAAAAGCCGGCUGGUGCACGGCUACAUCGCUGUGUAUUCGGCCAGACGCAAGGCGUCCAUGGAGACCCUGUGUGCGUUCCUGUGCGAGGUGCAGGACAUCAUCCCCGUGCAGCUGCUGGCGGUGGGGGAGAGUCAGGCUGAGCUGUCGGACUCUGAAGCGGCCAGGGAGCAGGUGAGCCAGGGGGAGGAGCUGGCCCGGGAGAUCGAGGCCAGGUUUAACACAGUAGUGUGUGGGCCCGGAGGGGUGGUGGGAGGCCUGCACAGGAUAGACCUCUUCCAGCCCUUCCUGAAGGAGGUUGUGGAGAAACGCACCAUAGUGGAGGCCACACACAUGUACGAUAAUGUAGCAGAGGCCUGCACCACUGAGAGCAUGAGCCCGGCCCGCUGCAAUUCCCCCAGCCCCAUUAACACCCUGCUAGACUCUGAGGAGGAUGUGGAGCCCUCGCCCCCCUACCCCGAUGGUACCCCCACCUCCCACCUGGGGGGUUUCAAGCUCCCUGACCUGGAGUCCAGCGACGCCUUCUCGGUCAUCUCCGAGAUCAGCACCUUCGAAAGCAAGCUCAACAACAAGGUGCCCCCGCAGGUACGGCCCAAGCCCCCCGUACGGAAAGUCAACCUGGGGCCCUACAUGGACCAGCAAGGGACCAACCGCCGCUCCUUACCCCCUGCUGUCACCUGGGUGCCGGGCAGCGACGGUGGCUAUGACCCCUCAGACUACGCCGAGCCCGUGGAUGCCGUGAUCAAACAGCGGCCCACGGAGGAGGAGAGCAUCUACUCGGUUCCCCACGACAGCACUCAGGGCAAGAUCAUCACCAUCCGCAAUGCCAACAAGCAUUCUAACGGUGGGGGCAAUGGCUCGGAUAGCGAGGCUGACAGCAGCUCCCUGGAGCGGAGGCGGAAGAUGUCUGCUCUGGGGGUGAAGCCGCGGCUGUACCGCGACCGCUCGAAACGCCUGGGCAAGUUCAGCAGCUUCCGCACUAGCUUCUCUAUCGGCAGUGAUGACGAGCUGGGGCCACCCAAGGCACCAGAGGAGCUGGGCGGGGCGCAUAAGGGGGACAACUCUAUUAACGAGGAGGGUGAGGACCCCAAGAGGAGGAACAUCCUCAGGAGCCUGCGCAGAAACACCAAGAAACCGCGGCCCAAGCCCAGGCAUUCCAUAUCCAAAGUAGAAAGCAACUACUUUGGCGUGCCAUUGGCCAACGUGGUGACACCUGACCGACCCAUCCCGCUCUUCAUCGACAAGUGCAUCCGAUAUAUUGAGGCAACAGGUAUCACUACUGAAGGGAUCUACAGGGUGAGUGGGAACAAGUCAGAGAUGGAGAGCAUGCAGAGGCAGUUUGACCAGGACCAUAACCUAGACCUGGUGGAGAAGGACUUCACUAUCAACACGGUGGCCGGGGCCAUGAAGGCCUUCUUCUCUGAGCUUCCUGAACCACUGGUGCCCUACAGCCAUCAGAUUGAACUGGUGGAGGCCUUCAAGAUCAACGACAGGGAUCAGCGGGUUCACGCCAUGAAGGACAUCCUGCGCCGCUUCCCCAGGGAAAACUACGACGUCUUCAAAUACGUCAUCAACCACUUGAACAAGGUGAGCCAGAAUAAUCGUUUGAACCUGAUGACCAGUGAGAAUCUGUCCAUCUGUUUUUGGCCCACUCUGAUGCGGCCCGACUUCACCACCAUGGACGCCCUGACGGCCACGCGGACCUACCAGACAAUCAUCGAGUCCUUCAUCCACCAGUGUGCUUUCUUCUUCUACAAUCAGCCCCUGUCUGACACCCCUAGCGGGCACGCCUCCCCCACUGCCACCCUCUCCUCCCACGGGGGAACCUCAGCCUACUCCUCCUUGGCCUACAGCUCUCCCUCCCUCACACCCGCCCCGGCCCCUUACGUUAUGCCCGCCACGCCGCCCGUCAUCCCCCACUACGGGAUGCCCCAUACCCAGAUGUCCCCACCACACACCCCCCAGUCCCCCAUCCAGGCCCUGCUGCCCCCCCUGCACCCCCAUCACCCCCCCACGGAACAACACAUGCUGUGAGCCAGGGAUGGAAGGAAAGAAAGAGAUUAGCGAGGGAGAGAUGCAAAGAGUUUGAGAUUCAGAGGGAGGUAUGAGGGAGCGGUGAGAGAAGAACGUAAGUGGGAGAGAUUUUGAAGGGGUGGUGAGAAAUAUGGAGGGAUAGAGAAGAGAGUGAGUUUUAGGGACAGGGAAAGCAAAAGAAGAUGAGCACGUGAGUGAGAUGCAGUACAUAUAGGGAAAAACUGUUGGGAGAGGGGGUUAUCCAACCCCCAUUGCGUUUAAAGAUAUACACACACACACACACACACACACACACACACACACACACACACACACACACACACACACACACACACACACACAACGCAGGGGAGGGGGUGGGAAAGAGGAACUUUUGAGCCACAAGAGCCACGACUUGUCCUCCCAUACCACUGUAGUCUCUUGACUCUUCUCUCUUCUCUACCACUUCUUCUGCCCCCUUCUCCACUGCCUUAGAGAGUACCUUCCCCUCCAACACACACUCUGCUGCCCUCCCACUGGAGCCUCGCCCGGACACCCCUGUGUCGCCAGCCCGUGUCAUUUGGGCUCAGUGAGGGAGUAACACCCAGGGAAACACCAUGUGUCAUGUCCCUCCCCGAAACAUAAAGAAACCUUCAGAACUUCUGACCGUAGCUAGGCAGGGUAUCUUUGGGGGAAGUGUGGGAAGAACAUGAACUAUAUGGACCUUCUAGCUGGACUCUAAAACCACUCCCCAGUGCCCCACCUUCCUCGCCUCACCACCGCUCACCGCGAUGGGACUGUGGAUUGCCAGCGACUGCCCUGUCCCCCCAGGUUGAUCCUGGGUCAAUGUGGAGGGAGGACCUAACCAGUAGCUUCUCAGCGUUUAUUUGACCAUUGUUGCCAGGAAAUGGACUAGAGGCAGGCGUCACCUCUCCCACAUGGACCAGCUUCCACUUCAAUAGACUCAUUCCUAAACUCCCACCCCCUCCGUUCAGUGUCCGUUACAACCAGAGAUAACGCUAAGAACAAAAGUCUCAGCUAACUGGAUCUGCAGGGAGGCUGGAGCACAGAACUUUGGGUGAUCCCACACCCUCGGCAUCUUGGGAGACCUCCUCCGUUCCUUUCUCUCUUCUCUGACCCCAUGCCCCCGAGCCUCCAGGCAACGCUGGAAGACUGCUGUUUUUCUUUUGAUUGAAGAGGAUAUCUUUACUCCCAUUUCUUCCUGAUGUUUAAUGUUGUUCCACCCUUCCUUUCUCUUUACCCCCUAUGCUUCCAUUUUGAUUUUCAAACUGUGGAUCAGUUUUGGAGAGUGUUCCGUUGAUGACUGACCGAUUAGAAUGCACUCUCACACAGCAAGUCCCUCCUGCCAGAUGUCCAUGCUUACUUCUCAUUGGCCCUUCUGCUUUCUGUGAAGGGCGGGAAUAACUGGCAGGGAGAAUUAGGAGGGAUAAGGAUAGGGAUUGGCAAGGGGUGGGAUUCAGGGAUGCACUUUACGGACUCUGAAAAGCAUUUAGGGCUCUUUGACACGGAAUGCAGAGAGGAACAGCCAUAAUGAUUCCCUUAAGGAUCUCAGGAGGCAUUGGGAAGUGGUGGCAGGGAUUUCCCUCUUCCUCCUGUUACCCAUGAGGGGUUUGGAAGCCUGGAGAGACAUGGGAGCAUGACCUGUGUGUGUGUGUGUGUGUGUGUGUGUGUGUGUGUGUGUGUGUGUGUGUGUGUGUGUGUGUGUGUGUGUGUGUGUGUGUGUGUGUGUGUGUGUGUGUGUGUGUGUGUGUGUGUGUGUGUGUGUGUGUGUGUGCGUGCGUGCGUGUGCGCACGCGCGCGCACAUGCUUCUAAUAUGGUAGAGAGCAGGAGAAUCAUUAGUGUAGAGCUCUCUGAAGUUUAUUGAGAUUGAGGGACUGCAGAGCACUUUUGGGAGCCUCUUUAGUGAGAAGUGCGACAACACUUUCUCACCACGUCUAAUGAGUUGUGAAGUCAUGUAGCCACCUCUCUGAGAACACACCAUUGCCAUCUGGUGGACAACAUAGUUACUGCAGCUAUGACCUCACCCACCACUGCAUGGGCGGAACACUACCCCCCUCCUUGUGUGUAACAGAUCUUUCUACAUGCAUAAUCCCCCAUAUUUAUCUAUUGAAUGUCAAGUCAAAUGGACAUAUUGAGCCCAAUAGGAAUUCUUUGUAUAUAACAUAGAUGGAGAGUCUAUACUAUGAAAGCCAUUUGAACUGCAUUGAGAUUAGCCUGUGGAUGAUCAUAUCUGUUGUGUUACUAGGCUGCCAGCACUUUGCUACAGAUAUAUACUCUCCAGAGUGUGGUGUUGAGGAAGUGUAUGACAACAUAGAUGUUCAUGUCAGCUGUCCAUGAUGCAGACAGUCCAGUGACUAGUCUAGUGUCCAGCUGUGCAACUGCUAGUUGGCAGUACUUGGUGAUGUGUAGUCAUGUGUUUUUGUACUGAGGAUGGCUCAGGAUAGCUGUUCACAUCCAUUCAGCUGAGUGUGACCGGGAUGCACACGAAGGAAAGGAGAUGAGGAAGCAAGUUUAGAGUAUUGAAACGCAGCCAAUGGUGUUGAUAGUCCCUCAGUGCCAUCCUAUGUUUAUUGGUAUCCCACUUCCUGGUUGGCACCACUUGGUAUCCCUGCCCUCUUUUGACACGACUUUGUUCCCUAGUCCAGAGAGACGCUCCGGGAUGGAGCAGAACAGACAGUCUAUUCAUCUGUGUUGAUGACUGCGGAAUUCCAUGGUUCUGUCUGUGGUUGUCAUAGAAACCUGUUUGAUCGUUAGUGCGUGUGUGUGUGUGUGUGUGUGUGUGUGUGUGUCCGCACACAUUAGAAAGAGUGAAACCAAGGUCAUGUAAUUUGUUUCAUUUUGACCAUCGGCUUUACACACUCAUGCCUGUCUCCACGUCUCUCCAGCUCCCAUUGUCUUGACUGACAGGCCUCCCUGCAAAUCACUGAAGUUAUACCCUGACGCCGACACAAUGACCUCCUGUCGGUAUACACUACCUAUAUGACAUGUUGGCUUGUCUGUGUUAGGGACUGAUGUCAUUUGAGCUGUCAGUAGUAGCCAGACGUCAGUGUAACUCAACCCUAAAGAAAGACCAUGUCGCUUACAGUGGAGACUGCAUUUAUCCUCACGGUCAUUACCCUACUUAAUGUAACCUGGACCUGACCACAGUUAUCCCCUUAGCUAGCUAUAGGUUUACUUUUCACAGAUGGUGAGUGAGUGAGUGAGUGAGUGAGUGAGUGAGUGAGUGAGUGAGUGAGUGAGUGAGUGAGUGAGUGAGUGAGUGAGUGAGUGAGUGAGUGAGUGAGUGAGUGAGAACGAGAGCGAGAGAGAUGUGAAUGGGAUCAUUAUUUGGGAGGUGGAGGGGGGGAAAACUUUGGUACUUUUGAAUGCCGGUCAGUGGCAUUCCCUGUGUAUAUCAAUGUGUUAAUACUGAACAGACUGUGAGGCAGCCAAAGACUGUGCAAAAAAAGGGGUGGGGGAGAGAGGAAGCAAAGCGACAAAUGGAGAGAGAAAAAAAAACAAUCGUAUUAAAAAUGUGACUUUGGUUCUGCGAUCUAAUGUGGCUGCGUCGCUUUACUUUUUCUUUUAUUCUUUGCAACAAUGGUGACAGGUGGUCUGUUAAGUUAAAAUGAGAAACAAGCAAACUAUAUUCAAAUGGUUGUUUAUUUGUAUGUUAGGGGGUCUAACACUUUGCCCUUUAGUCAAUGGUGAUAGAAUUGUUUUUCUUUUAAUAAUUAAAAAAACAAACAAAAAAAUGUUUUUUUAUCAAUUUUGUGAAUGGUGAAGAGACCAGCCCAGUAUAGUGCAUGAUUUUUGCCCUGGCAAGCGAGGGGGCUCGACCACUCUCAGUAUUUAAGACAAGAAGAUAAAAAAUUAAAUGAUGGAAAACAAUUUAACCUGUAUAAAAGAUUGAGAAAAAAAAAAGUAAAAAAGUAAACUGAAAAAAUACAUCAACACAAAAAAAUGCUGUCAUUAUUUGCUAAGAGUAUGGUAAUUUGUCUCAAUAGGAAUGGUGUAUACAGCAAGGCCUUACAUGACCUGUAUUAUAGUUAAUAAAUCAAUCUUGUAAAA